This is a messenger RNA of Penicillium vulpinum, 231 nucleotides long. RefSeq lists its product as uncharacterized. The transcript has 2 exons. Lineage: Eukaryota; Fungi; Ascomycota; Eurotiomycetes; Eurotiales; Aspergillaceae. Bases 1 to 231 code for a protein of 76 amino acids. The record is from RefSeq and is a predicted model, not a curated record.
AUGCAGCUCAAUGCCAUUGUGCCCACCAAGCUGCAGCUGGUCAAAUUCUCUAAGCUCUCUAAGGAGCAAAAAAUUAUUAGUCCCCUUUCUCUUUAUGGGCAAGUGGUGAAUUCAAAGAGUUCCGGCCUUAUUCUAAAGUCCCCGAAAAGCUCCGACCCUAAAGGGCUGAUGACAUGCCCUGAAUUUUCGCUGGGCGGAGAAAAUAUCCGUGCCACCGUUGGUAUUCAAUGA